GUUUAUUUUUAAUUAAAAAUAUGAAAUGUCCGCGUAACCAGCUUGUGUUUUUACGUGGCGGCUGCAGGGUGGGUUGAGCGUCAGACUGGUCAGCUGUCGAGUCGACUCUAGGAGCUUCCUUGCUGGAGCGGCUGUCUUCGGGUAAACGUCACAUAUCCAGAGCGAGCAUUCAGAUGCAGCAAAAAGUACUUGACCGAAAAAGGAUUGUUUCCAUGGAGUCAUUUGCACAGAACAUUAUUCCUCCUUUACCAUUUAGAUGUCCCAGAUGUGGUGAACAUAGGCGAUUCAGAAGCUUAGCAUGUUUAAGAGCACAUCUGGACUAUAGCCACACCUUUGACACAGCAACCAGCCUCACCAUGUACAGCCUGUCUUCAGGAGGCAAACCUGUAGAUAGCAUGCAUGAGAAAACAAUCAGCUUUAAUGACAAUGAGAGAUACAAGCAGCAUCUAUUAAGUCUCAAAAGUCAACCAAAUGAUGCAGAAAAAAAGAAGAAAAAAACUUUUAAUGUAGUUUCAGAAAAGAAAGUUACCCAUGUCACUGAAGAGUUUCCAGAUCGUCGCAAAACUUGGUACAGAUCAGCAUCAUCAGGAAAUCUUGCUGCUUCUGCUGUGGUCAUGAAGAGUCAAAUGAAAGACUUGUUUAAAAGAGAUGAUUGUGCUGUCGAGGAGAAGAGACUAGAAAAGGUGAUUGGUGAAUUGGCACAGACAAACAGAGAGCUUGCUAAUGCCCGUGCACAAUUUUUAGAUUUGUCUCAAAAGAAGCAAGAAGUUCAUGCCCGGGAGAGGGCGCUGAGCAGGCAAGUUGAUGUUGCAGUUGAAGUGAUUGCUAAUAUGAGGCACCAGCUUCUGGAGUUUGAAAAAGCUUUGGAAAGAAAGGAACGGGAGGUGAUCAGUAUCCACAGCUUUUUAGAAGCUGCAGUCCAGCAUGAAAUGUGUGGUAAAGCAAGACUUCAGCAUUUCAUAGAAUAUCUUCUUUGGCGAAUUGACUUGGCUGAGAGACACCUAGAAUAUUAUCAGAAGUCAUCAAGGCAUGCAAACAUCAAAAAAUAUAUUGUCAACAAGAAUGUUGAAAAUAGUCAAAGAUAUACUAAAGCCUGGUCAUCGGGAGAUCAUCUAGUAUUUACUAUUCUUCCUGAAAAAAAACAUUCACAGAAUGGAAGCAGUUCCAGACAAUCAGUAAACAUUUCAGGUUCCAGUAAAGUAGAGAGCGGUAGCAAAGAUUACAGGAACCCCCAAAGAGCAACAAAUGAUUAUGCAACAUUUGUACAUGGUUAUUCUGCUCAUAAAAAGCAAGAAUAAAACAUGCUAUGUGAGUUGCAAGUAAGUUUUAUAGUUGAUGCUACUGACACUAUGCUUAACUGCAGACAUACCUUAUCCCCAGUCUCUGCGAAAGAGAAGGUUUAGGCUUUUAUAGUAAAUCUUCCAAUGUGCUAUUGGCUGUUUAUUUUUAAUCAAGAGGCUUAGUAUUAUUUAUUUAUUUAUUUUUUAUUUUUUUUUUUUUUUUUGGAAUAGUGAAAGUUGAUGAAGAAUGCUACACAUUCAGUCAAGUGAAUGUAUUAAUAAAAUACAAGUACAUUUUUUUAACCCUGUUAAUGCAGAAAUUGCACAAUUACUUUUACCUUGGACCUUUACAGUUAGUGCUGUCUUCAUUUUUUAAAUGUUGAGAUAUAUUCAUUCUGUUUGUUGUGCAAAUGUAUUUAAGGUACAGUACCUGUACAUACAUUUUUGAAAGAGAAGAGUACCAUUUGCCAUUAAAUAAUACUUUUUGUCUACCACUAAGGCUGCCUUGGCUAAGUUAAAGAAACACCAGUUUAAAUAAAUUACUGUUGAUCACAUUCCCUGCUUUAAUUAUGAAUCCCAAUUUAUAGAUCAUGCCAUUUCUAAUUUUGCUAGCGUUCAGUUCUUUUGUACAGAUAUGUGCAGGUAAGUAGUCCUGAACAGGGUGCCGGGGGUCUGCUGGAGCCCAUCCCAGCUAGAAUAGGGUGCAAGGCAGAAACGACCCUG
Molecule: messenger RNA, 2003 nt
Organism: Polypterus senegalus (gray bichir)
Lineage: Eukaryota; Metazoa; Chordata; Cladistia; Polypteriformes; Polypteridae
Gene: znf365
Product: zinc finger protein 365
Exons: 5
Coding region: 174-1298 (374 amino acids)
Biological process (GO): regulation of DNA strand resection involved in replication fork processing; telomere maintenance; regulation of double-strand break repair via homologous recombination
Cellular component (GO): centriolar satellite
Source: RefSeq, a predicted model, not a curated record